AGACUUGUUAUGUUUAGUUUAGUAAUUACUAAAUAGUAAAUACUAAAUAUUUAUUUAAUUUGAUUGUAUUCAAAAUAAGGUUUUCCGAUUUGUUAAAUGUAUUCUAUUUUACUAUUGCUACAACUUACAAGUAACACUUUUCUGUUCUUAUGAAAUGUUUUUCCAGUAAAUUCAAGUUUCAAUUGCAAUAUUAUGAACACAUAAUAUAUAAACCCCACGUAUGUUGUUUUUGAUAGAUGAACCAUGAAUUCACUGAGAGAAUCGUCCGUUUGUUAAUGGAAGUGUCUACUUGUUUCGUUUGAAGUGUUUUCGUAACUACUUUAAUUUAACGUUUUGUAUCUUGGUGCGAUUUUGUGCGAAAAUAUGGUCGAAGAAAAUCGAACAGAUUUUGGACAAGUGGACAUUGUUGAUGAUGACAAUAUGAUCCGGUUGCCGCGACAGCGUAUUGUCGAUAUGUAUAAAAACGCUAUGUCGCGCGUUCGCGUUUUAGAAGCAAAGGCGAACGAAGCUACAAUAUGUAUUAGAUGUAACCUUUUGUGUGACAAGAGGGAGCGGACAGACCAAGAUUUUCGUAAAUUAGUUUUACGAGAAAAAUGUUUAUUAAGAAAAUUGACUAUUAAAGAACAAGAAAUACAAGAAUAUGCUGCACAACUGACAGCCUUGCGUAAUUCUAUUCAAAGCAAUUCAAUAUCCUCACUAAAAUGUUCAUUACAAGAUCCAGCAGUAAAUCUUUUGAUUCAAAGAUUACGACAAGACCUUUGUGCAACAAAAAUUAGAUUGGAAGAAACUCAAAGCGAAUUGAAUGCCUGGAAAUUUACACCAGAUAGUAAUACUGGAAAAAGAUUGAUGGCAAAAUGUCGUUUACUGUACCAGGAAAAUGAAGAACUUGGUAAAGUAGUAAAUAGUGGCCGAGUAGCUAAGCUUGAAGGUGAAUUAGCAUUGCAAAAAAACUUGAGUGAAGAAGUUAAAAAAUCACAGUCAGAAUUGGAUGAAUUUCUACAAGACUUGGAUGAAGAUGUAGAAGGAAUGCAAAGUACAAUAUACUUCUUACAGAAUGAACUUCAGAAGUAUAAAACUUCUGUUCAAAGUACUAACAAUUCUGCAAACAAAGAAACAAAUCCAAAAUCUAUUGUUAACGGUAAUAAAAAAGAUGAUGUUAGUGCAACAGUGAUGUCUGUAAAAUCAAAAACUGAAAUACCUACUCAAUUGGUCAAAAACCUGCCAAAACCUGAUAAUAAGUCAAGUAAACACAAUAAACCAAAAGAAUCUAAGAAAUUAACUGAUGGUCAAAAUAUUAUUGCUAAAGUAAAAAAAAUACGACCAGUAAUAGCAGAAGGUAUAAGCCAUAGUGAGCAAUCCCCUAAAGUACAUAAAAGUAAACACAAAUCAGAUGGAAGUAAAAAUGAAGAUAAACGAAAAAAGGCUGAAAAAAGAUCCCAUAGCAAAGGUGAAGUGGUACAUAAAAAGUCUAAAAGUGAGCUUCCCAAAAGUAUUGAAGUGAAGACUCCCGUAGAAGUAGCUAAUGUACUGCCCAAUGGUUCAUAAAUAUUGUUAUUUUAAUGUUAUUUUUCUUUUAUUAAUAAUGGAAUGUUGAUAAAAAAUACCUAUUGAAUUAUUUUUCAACGUUAAUUUUUUAUGUUUAGGUUUGAAUAAAUAAUUUUUAAAAAAAUAUUGUUAUUGAAAUUUAAUAGAAUAAUUUUUAUACCUUAAUGCUUUGAUGUUACAUAUUGACAGGAACUAUUAACUAAUUGUGAGACUUACAAUGAUGUGAUUAUUUUCUCAAUAUAAUCUUAAUUAAAGUACAGAGUUGAUGUUUUGGCUUAAAAUAAAUUUUGGUGUUACAAAAGGUCUAAAUAUGUUAUAUGAAUGGAACAAAUGCUGUGUAAUACUUCAUAGCUCCCAAACAAUAUUUUCUAAUGUGUUAUUCUAGAAUCACCAAGUUUUUAAUGUAUUUUAUAUUUACCAGUUAUACAUUUUAGAUAUGGUGUAAUAUGAGUUAAAAAAUAUAAUAUUUUGAUAUCAAUA
Messenger RNA from Rhopalosiphum padi (bird cherry-oat aphid), 2025 nucleotides. It is a transcript of the gene fl(2)d, whose product is annotated as pre-mRNA-splicing regulator female-lethal(2)D. NCBI's taxonomy places the organism in Eukaryota, Metazoa, Arthropoda, Insecta, Hemiptera, Aphididae. The record is from RefSeq and is a predicted model, not a curated record. Gene Ontology annotation, cellular component: nucleus. The coding region runs from base 364 to 1545 and encodes 393 amino acids. The transcript is spliced from 5 exons. Gene Ontology annotation, biological process: regulation of alternative mRNA splicing, via spliceosome.